Molecule: messenger RNA, 1320 nt
Organism: Castor canadensis (American beaver)
Lineage: Eukaryota; Metazoa; Chordata; Mammalia; Rodentia; Castoridae
Gene: Mkrn2
Product: makorin ring finger protein 2
Biological process (GO): protein polyubiquitination
Molecular function (GO): ubiquitin protein ligase activity; metal ion binding
Source: RefSeq, a predicted model, not a curated record
CGGCGGCGGCGGCGGCGGCGUGGGGACGACGGCCUCCAGCCCGGCCGCCAUGAGCACCAAGCAGGUCACUUGCAGGUAUUUUAUGCAUGGUGUGUGUCGGGAAGGCAGCCAGUGCCUGUUCUCACAUGACCUGGCGAACAGCAAGCCGUCCACCAUCUGCAAAUACUAUCAGAAGGGCUACUGCGCCUAUGGAGCACGGUGCAGAUAUGACCACACGAGGCCUUUGGUUGCGGCAGGUGGGGCUGUGGGCCCUGCGCCCCAGGCCACGCCCUCCUCAGGCUUUCACAGUCCUCACCCUCCUCCUGACCUUGCUGCAUCCAUGAGGACGUUCACGCCCGAGCCAGGAAAGCGGGAGAAGAGGACACUGGUGCUUAGAGACCGCAAUCUCUCUGGCCUGGCUGAAGAAAAGUCUCUCCCAAGCAUGGCGAGUAAUCCAGGUAGCUGCAGCAACCCCCAUACUAGCCCAGAGAUGAAGCCCCAUUCCUACCUAGACGCCAUCAGGAGUGGCCUGGAUGAUGUGGAGGCCAGCAGCUCCUGCAGCAGCGAGCAACAGCUGUGUCCCUAUGCUGCUGCUGGGGAGUGCCGGUUUGGGGAUGCCUGUGUCUACCUGCACGGGGAGGUGUGUGAGAUCUGUAGGCUACGAGUCCUGCAUCCCUUCGACCCAGAGCAAAGGAAAGCUCAUGAGAAGGUGUGCAUGUUGACAUUUGAACAUGAGAUGGAGAAAGCCUUCGCCUUCCAGGCAAGUCAGGACAAAGUAUGUAGCAUCUGCAUGGAAGUGAUCCUUGAGAAGGCAUCCGCUUCUGAGAGAAGGUUCGGCAUUCUCUCCAGCUGUAACCACACCUACUGCCUGUCCUGUAUCCGCCAAUGGCGGUGUGCCAAGCAGUUUGAGAACCCCAUCAUCAAGUCUUGUCCAGAGUGCCGUGUGAUAUCAGAGUUUGUAAUUCCAAGUGUGUAUUGGGUAGAAGAUCAGAAUAAAAAGAAUGAGUUGAUUGAAGCUUUCAAACAGGGAAUGGGAAAAAAAGCUUGUAAAUACUUUGAGCAAGGCAAGGGGACCUGCCCCUUCGGAAGCAAGUGCCUGUAUCGCCACGCAUACCCUGACGGGCGGCUGGCAGAGCCCGAGAAACCUCGCAAGCAGCUCAGUUCAGAAGGCACCGUGAGGUUCUUUAAUUCAGUGCGGCUGUGGGAUUUCAUUGAAAACCGAGAAACCCGGCAGGUCCCCAACACUGAAGAUGUCGACGUGACAGAGCUUGGGGAUCUCUUCAUGCACCUUUCCGGAGUGGAAUCAUCGGAACCCUAGAGACAAUGAUGGCCCCAACUUUG